Mytilus trossulus (common blue mussel) is the source of this 4819-nucleotide messenger RNA. Its product is annotated as angiomotin-like. The coding region runs from base 412 to 2580 and encodes 722 amino acids. Gene Ontology annotation, cellular component: cytoplasmic vesicle; bicellular tight junction; plasma membrane. The record is from RefSeq and is a predicted model, not a curated record. The transcript has 14 exons. Gene Ontology annotation, biological process: actin cytoskeleton organization; regulation of cell migration. NCBI's taxonomy places the organism in Eukaryota, Metazoa, Mollusca, Bivalvia, Mytilida, Mytilidae.
CUUCUUUGGCUUGAAUAAAUAAAAUUUGAUAUAAUUUUCUUUAGAUGAAAUUUAUAUGAAGAAUAAACAAAUAUAACACUGAUUAUCAGUGUUGAUGUAGUUGUAUAUUCGUUAUCAUAGCGCAAGUCGUUGGAAUGCAAAAUAUGCUAGGAGUUAUUUAUAACAAUCAUUCAGACUAGUACAGAAAAAAAUAUUUCUCAUAUUUAAUGAAAACUGCUGUUUGCGUAAGUGCUGAACGUAACUAAGGAAUUUUAAUACUGAAUUUCGAUAAUAUCUUUGAGGAGGUUACAAGUAUAUCAUAUACAGGAAGAUGUCCAUUUCAUAAUUAACUUUAAAAGGAUAUACUACUUAAAAUUCUUGAGUAUAGAAGUGUGUCGGGAAAUAGAAAAGGAAAAGGGGAUUGAUUUAAGUAUGAUGGCAUUCGAGAGACAAGAUAAUACUCCGACGUAUGUUAACUUUCAAAUCCGUAAAGAAUUAGCCAAAGGAGAUAUGUUGAGAGGAGAUUAUAUAUACACAGAACAAGAACCUAGAACUAUGCAGCAGCAACAGGCACAAUACAGGGACCCUCCUCCUUACCCAGGACAUUCUAAACAAAUGUAUAGCCAACAAUCAGGUUUGAGGCAAAGUUUUUCAGGAAGUGAAACUAGUACAGAUGUAUCUGUGUCUUCUAUGGAAAACUUAUCAACAACACAAAGACAAGAACCCCAAGGGGAGGAAACUCACACACCGACCCAACAAAGUUACCAUCAGCCGGAGUUUAGUGAGAUGGGUUAUAGUAUAUUAGAAAGACUUGGAAUGCCAAAGACUGCAAUGGACUUUAUUCCGACUACAAAUCAGCCAUAUUAUAAUAUGUCAGGACAUCCACAACACUGUAUUCCGUACCCCACAGAUCCUAAUGGAUAUUUGAACUGUCCAUCGUGUUCAGUUUCACAAUGGCAAACAAAUCCAAGUACAUUUAGUGGAAUUUGUACAGGAAUUAAAAAUUCAUCAGUUAGUAGUGAAAAUGUGACAACUUUUUCGAACGCUCCUAUUUAUUCUAGUCCUAGCUGGAAUAUAGAACAUUCUCCUAAUCAGCUACAGUCGAGUUAUUUUACAACUUUACCUCCACCUCCAGAGUACCCUGGUACUAAAGCUAAUGAACUUCGAAGGUCUUAUGAAACUGUAGAAAGAACAGACAUGACAACAUGUCGAUCACAGCCAGAUCUGUCUCGAUACAUGGAAGCUCAUAAUAAACAAAGUCACCAUGGAAGUGGACAUUUAUUAAGUGUUGAACGCGAUCACACAAACUUCGGAUCAAGAUUACCAGUUCAAAAUGUGCUACUACCAGAAAUGGAUGAUUGCAGUGUUUUAACAGCAAGUACAGGCAAAAUGUUAAAUAUUUUAACUGAUGAAAAUAAGAAACUUCGAGAGGACUUGAACAAUUACCGUAGAAAAGUUGCCAUUUUACAAAAGUUUGAAUUAGAAAUUAAGAAAGUUCAUGAAGAUUAUGAAUCCUUAGUCCAAUCAUCAAGAAAAAGAGAGAAAUUAGAAAAUAUGAGGAAGAAACGAUAUGAAGAAGAAAUUAAGAAAUUGUACUUGUCCAAUAAACAGUUACAAGAAAAAGUUUCAUCAUCAGACACGUCUUUAGAUGGGAAAUCAGAAAGGGAAGUACAGACAACACAGAAGAACUAUGAAAUGGAAAUAGUAGCUCUGAAAGGGGAAGUUACGGAAUGGAAAGACAAAAAUGGCAUUUUAGAUGAUGCUUUAACUAAUGCUCAAUCAAAUGUUGUUCAUUUGGAAAAAGAGUGCUGUAAAAAACAAGUCCAGAUGGAGAGAUUAGAAAACUUACAAAAGGCUUUCUCCUCAUUACAAGCAGCUUGUUCCAAAAGAGAACAAAUGGAAAAACAACUUCGAACAAGAUUAGAAAAAGAAAAUGAAACACUUAAACAACAAAUAAAGGGUAAAGAUCCCAAAACAAUAGAAAAGAAGACAGACGAAAUUUUAGACACCACAAAUCUUUCUUCUUUACAAAGACUACUGAAUGAAAAAGAUGCAAAGAUAUUAGAACUAAAAACAGAAGUUAUAAAGUGGGAACAAAAAUAUUUAGAAGAAAAUGCCCUGCGACAAUUUUCACUACAGAAUAUGUAUAGCAGUUCUAGUGACUCUUUAAAUACAAUGGAGCUAGAGAAUGAGAAACGAGAGAAACUUCGCCAAAUGGAAGAAAUUAUUUACAACAAACAGCAAAUGCAAGAUCUAGAGGCAAAGGUAAAAGCACUGCAGACACAGCUUGCAGAGAAAGAUGCAAUGAUUCGUGUAUUUCAGCGAUCCCCAAUGAUGAGAAGUAGUAGUGUGCAUACUUUAUCAUGUUCUCCCCAGCAUUCUCCCCGUCCUUCUAUGACAAGUUCACUUAGUCGCCAGUUUGAUAUGCCUUCUAGUAUAUAUGCAACAAUAAGACAUAAUAAAACAGGUAGUACAAGUGCAUUAGAAACAGGGAGAGCAAUGUCUCUAGAUGAUGAUUUAAAAGACAAGUUUGAUAGCAUCCACUUAGAGAAUAAAGAUGAUUCUUCCGAAGAGGAAGGAGAAAAAGUAUGGCAGGUGUGAACAAGGAGAGAAAGAAUGGUUGAAGUAAACAAACAAUUCUUUUGAAAUCAAGGUUUUUGUGGACCUUGGACUUGAGUUUCGCAAAAUUAGUGCUUUAUCUGUUAUGUGUAUUAAGAUCUAUGGUUGUUAGUAUUUCCAAGAAUAGUUUUGACGUUGUUUCUUUUUUCGUAAGCAUAUUUUGUUUCGUCUGGGACUGCAAAUUUGUAUUCUCAUUUUUUUGGUAAAUAAGCUUAUGUACUAGAAACAACAGGCAAGUUUUGUUACAGACAAGACUUGAACAUUGAAAGUUUAUCGGAAACAUUCAGUGUUUUCAAGGACUUAGUGAAUUAUAAACUUUCUGUUAAUUACAGAAGACGGUUUCGAAGUUUUUCCUUGCUCUUUGGGAGUUAAGUUUUAUUAAGAUAAAACAGCUCCAUUAUCUGAAUUGAAUGAAAAAAGUAUACAUUACUAAAAAAUUGAAAUGAAAGAAAAAAAUCAUUUAUUUAGAGCUAUCAUGAUUUAGAAUAUUCAUUGAAGUUUAAAAAAAGAGCUAACUUGCUCUUAAAAUCAGGUAUAGAAGUGAAAUAGCUAUGUAGUAAAAUACCUGUCACAUUUCAUAUCUCAUUUUAAAGGAAUGUUAAAUGCUUUAUUAGUUCGAUAUGUUUGAAAAACAAAUGAUUUUAUCAGUUUUUCAGAUUGAAAGUUUUUUUCUUAUUUGAAUUUCAUAUCAUUUCUUCCAUAGUUUUCUGAAUUCUAUCAUGCUUAGGGGGGUGUUUAAAGGGUCUUUAAUUAAAUAUAUUAUUUUAUAGGGAGAGUUUCCUUGUGCACAAAAUUUUAGUUAAAAUUCUAUAAAAUGAGAUUAUCCUCAUAAUUUUAAUGAAAAAUUUGCCCUGAUCCAACAAUAAAAACUUUCUUGAAUAGGAUAUUCAAAUUUUCAAAUCACGACAACUUCUUAUGUGAAUUUAUUUUGUAGGUAUAUAGAAAACAUCAAAUUGACCUUCACCUCUGACCCACACAUAUUUAAAUCUCUUUGAAUUAAAAUUGUACAAAAUAUCAUUAUCUCUUUACCAAGACACACAAUAUAACAAUUCAUUAUUCUUUGUAUAUGACUUCAUAAGCUUUCACUGAGGCAGUUGAUCUGCUUUUAGUAAGCGUCAUUUUAGAUCAUCCGUUAUUAAUGGCUUCUUCUAUAUCUGGUCAACUUUCUUCAUAUUAGAAUUCCAUAUUUAGAACAUAACCAAAUUAUGACUGCUAGAUUUUAAGAGCCAUAAUGAUUCAGACAGUUUUGUGUCUGACCUUGGCAGCUUUGUGGUUUGUUUGAUUAUAAAACAACUUGUCUAUUUUUGGUUCAAUUGACUUUGUUUGGUCAAAAUAUUAUUGUUUUUUACUGGUUAAUUUAUUGAAUGUAUGGAGAGAACAAAAUGACACCAUUGUCUUUCAGUGUGAGAGUUGCUAAGAAAGAGAUUUGGAUUAGAAAGAUACAUUGCUAGAACCAAAUUUAUGUUAUCUAUGUAAAAGAAAGUGUUCAUAUGUUCAUUAUCAUAAUUUGUAUAUAGUCACCCUAUUGAGAUUAUUGUCAUAUGUUUAGAAGUGCAAUACUAGUUACUGUGGUGCUAUCAACAUGAAGUGUUAGAGAUAUUGUAUAAAAUUAUUAUCAGAAUGUAGAUAUUUGCUAGGGUUUUUGAAAAUUAACUUGUUUCUUAUGAUUCAAUUCAUCAACAAAGUGAUUUAACUUUAUUUGAGUAAUUUGUCUUAAAACACAUUUUUUUCAUUGCACAUUUUACAUACAAAAGUAAUAUAAUUGUUACUUGCUUGAUAUUAUUCACAAUUUUGUUGUAAACAUUUUGACAGGAAGGCAAUCAAAACUGCUGUCUUCCUAAAUUGUGUGUUUUUAACCAACACUUGAAUGAUGAUGAUGUACAUACUAUAUGUUAGAAAUGUUUACAUUUGAGCAUUUAACAGGGUAUUCUGCUGUUUGAAUCUCUUAUUUGUUUUUUGUUGUUUUUGUUGUUGUUGAUAUGCACGAUUAACUUGGGCAAACCUUGUUUUAGCAAUGUAUCCAAUAUUGAGUGUGAGAAGGGAGAUAAUUCAAUUUGAAAAUCCUGACUGGAGAAUAAGUCUCUGAGUCAUAUUUAUUUGUAAAUAUUUUUUAAAGUGCCAAUUUUUUAUGUAAACCAGCUGGACUGUGAUUUUUUAUUGUGUAAAAAUUGUAAAAUAUGAUGUCAAAAAUUAUCUAUGCAAAAUAAAACAUGAAAAUUGA